Molecule: messenger RNA, 3381 nt
Organism: Rhopilema esculentum
Lineage: Eukaryota; Metazoa; Cnidaria; Scyphozoa; Rhizostomeae; Rhizostomatidae
Product: mitogen-activated protein kinase kinase kinase kinase 5
Biological process (GO): intracellular signal transduction; protein phosphorylation
Cellular component (GO): cytoplasm
Molecular function (GO): MAP kinase kinase kinase kinase activity; ATP binding
Source: RefSeq, a predicted model, not a curated record
UGACGAGUAAUUCUGACUGUUCACAACUUCCUUGAGUGGCCUUUACUGCGACUAAACUCCGAAGAUCUUUUCUCCUACUGCAUGAAAUCACAGACCGACUGAUUUAGCAAGUUUUUUCGCUGAAUAUGGAGGUUGGUUAGUGGCAGUUACAAGAUUUUGUACAUUGAAUUGUUUGCCUUAUUACUCCUGAGAAACUUGAAGGCCCUGGAAGAAUCAUUAUUAAAUGAAAAGUACCUUCAGCAUUUGAGGCAAAAUGAGUGCUGCACAUUCUAGAGCAAACAUUCUUCAUAGGAAUCCUGAGAAUGACUUUGAGCUCAUUCAAAAGAUUGGUAGUGGUACUUAUGGAGAAGUGUACAAGGCAAGAGUGAAAGCCACCGGCUCCAUGGCAGCUGUAAAAAUUGUUCACAUUGAUGCAGGGGAUGAUUUUGACAUCAUUCAGCAAGAAAUUGUUCUGAUGCAAGAUUGCAAACAUCACAACAUUGUGCAAUAUCUUGGAAGUUACUUAAGGCGAGACAAGUUAUGGAUUGCAAUGGAGUUCUGUGGUGGUGGCUCUUUGCAAGAUAUUUACCAUGUCACUGGCCCCCUUGCUGAAAAACAGAUUGCAUUUACAUGUACAGAAAUGCUAAAGGGUUUAUCAUAUUUACAUGGAAGUGGUAAAAUUCAUAGAGAUAUCAAAGGGGCCAAUAUAUUGGUCACAGAUGAUGGCAACAUCAAACUAGCUGAUUUUGGAGUCUCAGCACAGAUCACUGCUACCCUCAAUAAACGAAACUCGUUUAUAGGAACCCCAUACUGGAUGGCACCCGAGGUUGCUGCUGUUGAAAGAACUGGAGGAUAUGAUCACCAGUGCGACAUUUGGGCAGUGGGAAUAACAGCUAUCGAGUUAGCGGAGCUUCAGCCACCUCUGUUUGAUCUGCAUCCAAUGAGAGCUCUUUAUUUGAUAUCAAAACGAAACUAUACACCACCCAAUGUCAAAGAGAAGAAUAAAUGGUCCUCUGAUAUGAGGGACUUCAUUAAGCAAUCACUGACAAAGAACCCAAAGAAGAGACCACCAGCUGAUAAACUAUUGCAGCAUAACUUCUGCAGUUUGGGUGCUGGCGGGAGAAAAUUUGUCGUUGAGUUAUUAUCGAGGCAUGCGCAGCUAAAAGAGAAAAAGCAGUUUAGAUACAGUGGUGAACCAGAACCUGAGUCUGUUGAGCAAAAGGAACAAGAAAAGUCGGAAAAAACAGUGAAGAGAAUUAAGUCAAAGAAAAAUAAAAAAAUGAAAGAUAGGGCUGAAGCUGCAAACGUUGACAUGCCAGAAAACCCAUCACCAAUUAAAAAGGAAGUUGAUCCUAGAGAAGACGGAACAUUCAGACGGCAAUCUAAGAUUGACGAUGCAGGAACAUUAGUGGUGAAACAUCCAAGCCAAAACGAUAAUUCUCAAGAAGGCAGCACAAUCAAAGCAGCUUUGAGACCAAUGCAACCAUUGCCUAAUGAUGCCGCACCUCCAAUACCGCCAAAAACCAUUACACGAGAUAGAGGUAGCCCUGAAUUUCACGCUCCCCCCGUCCCUCCAAGACCACGUGGUGAAGACAGUGAAGAAGACCCACCUCCACUUCCGCCAAGAAAGCCCUCCGCAAGGCCUGGCUCACAAGCCUUUAUCAAUAACACUCCACGAAACUGCUUUACGAAGGUGUUUAAUGAGUGCCCGUUGACCAUUCACUGUGCUAGUAGCUGGACACAUCCAGAAAAUCGAAAUCACUUCCUUCUCUUUGCAUCCAGCGAGGGAAUAUACAGCCUUAAUCUUGAUGAUACAUCAAACGUCGAAAUGGUUCAAGUUUAUUUGCAGCCAUGCACCUGGUUGUACGUCAUUAAGAAUAUCUUGGUCUCUAUAUCAGGUUCGCCUCCAAGCAUUUAUAUGCAUAAUUUGAUGGCUCUUUUUGCUGCAUCUUCAGGGGAACAAUAUGUACCGCAGCCAAGGGAAAUCCCAAUGACAAGCAAAGUUACUGGAACUCAAGGUGUACGCAAAUGCUGCGUUGUUCACAACCCAUACAACAACCAGAUUUACAUGUGUGCUGCGCUCGUCAACAGUGUGUUGCUGUUGCAGUGGUACGAGCCUUUGCAGAAAUUUAUGACUGUUAAGAAUUUUCCAUGCAAUCUCCCAGACAGUCUGAAUUUGUUUGAAGCAAUCGUGAUCAAGGGAUCUGAAUACCCCCUUGUUUGUCUAGGAGUUUAUUUGAGGAAAGAUGGCUCAUUUUUCUUUGAUAAAGUAGAUUUGAAGGCUGCUUCGAAUUGGUUUCUUCAUGAAGACUCUAAGCCUCUAGAUGUAACCACAUUCUCGCAGCUGGAAAGAGAUGUAAUUUUGAUAUCGUAUGGAAGAACUGUUGUAUUCGUCAAUGUUGAUGGUCAGAAGAAACUGAUAAGGGGUCACGUGACACAGUUAGAAUUUGACAAUGAUGUUGAGAGCACAGUCUGCCUUCCCGGAGGUGUGCUUACUUUUCACAAAUAUGGAAUCCAAGGGAAAAGUCUUUUAGAUGGUCGUCCAACUGGCCAGUUCAACGACACUACCAGACUUUAUCGUCUUCUUGGCUCUGAUAGGAUUGUUGUCAUGGAGAGUCGAAUUCCUGAGGAAUUGUCAUCAAAUUUGUUCAUUCUGGCCAGCGGAUAGUUCACAUGAGACUCGAACCAAUUACAAGCCUUGAUCAUGUGAUCCUCGUGAAACAGAAUUAUUGAAGUACAGUCUAUAAUUAUAGCAAAAAGCAAAUGGCAAGGCAUAUCUAUUUCCCGAAUCCGAUUGUGAUUUCCACAUGCAUUGCUUUUGGCACAACCGCAGCGAAGUCUAUGCCUUGUUCAGGUCAAAGGUGCAGAAAAUAGCUCGACAUUGAUAUAUGGCGUAAAGCCAUAUCUGUGAUUUUUAUAUUUGUAAAUUAAUGAUAAUGUUUAUCUUUUGAAGAAAUUAGCACAUUUUGUUACUGUAAGUUUGUUCAGUAAACUCAAGAUAAUUUUUGUAUCUAUUUUUCUCUUGAGGGAAGAUAUAAGUGAAAGAGGCUAGCUAUUUAGAAUUGUAUUGAUUGAUUGACGAUCGACAGGUUGAAGACGUGUAAGAAAAAGGAAAAAAAGGCCUAAACUUAUCACUAGCUUCAGUGGGUAUUAAAAGCAAAGCUGCUGCAGAACUGAAGCAAGAAUAACGACUUGUUACAGCGCUUUGGUCGCUUUGAAAUGCAAUUUUUUCAAAUAAUUGCUCGGUGUUGAUCAUCUUUUGAUAAGCAUGCUCCAUGAUAUGUCAUUGUUUUUGACAGAACAUAAAAUCGUCAUUUUGCACCCUGUAGUAGAGAAUUUGUAUGUUAUUCGGCUUUAAAGUGGUAAUUCGGAGAUUUUUUAAAAAUAAAUUGGCUUUUUGCA